AUGGUUUCCACUUUAGUACAAGUUCAUGCUAUAUGUAUGAUUUUAUCUUUUAUAACUUUCGGCUCUACGGGUAUUUUGAUCGCACGUUAUGCACGUUCAUUACGUUUUGGAACUCGUAGACAAUUACUUGGCAAAGCUGUUUGGUUUCAAAUACAUCGAUUUCUUCUGUCCAUAUCUUCUUUAUUAAUACUUCUAGGUUUCGUUUUUGCUUUUGCCCGUGCUGGUGGUCAAUGGGUAAAUCCCCAAACCGAAGAUUUACGUUUAUUUGCUCAUUCAAUAUUAGGUGGCAUAAUUAUAUGUUGCACUAUGAUACAAAUAUGGUUAGCAUUAUAUCGUUGCAAUCCUCAUAGUCGAUUUCGUUUUAUUUUUAAUUGGAGUCAUCGUAUCACUGGUUUAUUGGCUUUUACUCUGUCAAUUCCAACGAUAUUUCUCAUCAUAUAUCGGAUAUCAAAAUAUCGCACUGCUCUCAUUAUAAUUGUUUCACUUUGGACUAUCUGGAUAGCCGUCGUCGUUAUUAUUUUUGAAAAAAUUGAACAUAAAAAACGAGUAUCUCCGCCACCAACGACAAACAAUAUCCGACAAGAUGAUAGGAAUCAAGAGAAUAUCAAUACAAAUUCACGACCAGAUACUGAAGCAAAUGCACAAACAAAUGUUGGCAGUCAAUAUCAUAAUACAAUAAAAUUACUUUUACUUCUCAUUCAUAUUGUGAUUAGUAUUAUUCUUUCUGUUUUACUCAUUGUAUAUAUUUGCAAAUAA
Molecule: messenger RNA, 756 nt
Organism: Rotaria sp. Silwood2
Lineage: Eukaryota; Metazoa; Rotifera; Eurotatoria; Philodinida; Philodinidae
Source: the annotation of a GenBank genome assembly